UGUUUGUUUUUACAAUCACCACACAGGUAGAGUUAAAUAAAGUGAACUUAAUAAACACCUAUAGAACAAAAGGACACAGUUUAAUAUUGUAUAAUUAUAAAUGUGUUAUUUCGUAUCAGUGUAGAAAAGUAUUUUCAGUAUAUAUAGUAGCCAUUCAAUCUACAAAUAAUUUUAAUUUGUUUAUCGCAAAUGCACAAUGGACGGACGGACAUCACACUCGUUCUGUUAUUGAGUUUUCGUUUGCAAUUAUAUCUGCUGUUACGUAUAGUGGUGCCCAAUUAUUCAAUAAUCGUGAUUUAACAGAUAACAAUUCAACUCCAAGCAAAAGAAAUCCAUCAUCAUCUUCAAUUUCACCUAAAGUGGAGGAUAAAAACAAAAAAAUAUUCAUAAGUUCAAAUCGGUACUCAGUUCUUGUUACAUAAUAGUAUAUUUGGAGAAAGAUGCUAUCCAUAAAUAAACCAACUAUCUUAAUAUUUUUGAUUGCAUUAUUAAAAAUUCAUGCUGAAACUUCUGUAAAUUUAAUUAAAAACGUGGUAUUAGACAAUACGUUUUAUGAAACCUGCGCAUUUACGGUUACUUGCAAUAGUACUUCUAAAUAUAGAUCCAUUGAUGGUUUGUGCAAUAACUUACAACAUCCAUUUUGGGGUGCAGUUAAUACCCCUUUUAUUAGACUGGGUCCUGCUUAUUACGAGGAUGGUAACUAUUCUAUUCGAUUACAACAUAGAGAUGGCAAGGAAUUGCCUGGAGCUCGUCAAUUGCAGUUGGCAUUGUUUUUCCCAAGAACACCUGAAUCUGAUUGUCCAGACAAAAGAAAUUAUCAUGUUUAUCAAGUCGGCCAGUACAUUACACAUGACAUUACUUUAAUGCAACCCAAUUUCUUUGUUAGCCCUGAGGAUUGUUGUACAGUUCAGAAUCAGAACAAUAUUCCGCUUAUUUGCCAAACAGUAAUUAAUAUAAAUAAACAAGACCCGUCGUAUUCUAAAAUCAAUAAGACAUGUCUUCCAUUUAGACGAGCAAUGACGGCUGCUUUUGAUUUCAAUUGUCCAAUAACUCCUCAAAUACCCGUAAAUCAACAAACUGUGUUCAUAGACGCAUCUCAAUUGUACGGCCCGACCGCAGGCAAAGCAGCUUCUCUUCGAUCUAAUGAAUUCGGAAAAUUAAAAACUAGUAAGAUUGAUGGACAAGAAUUUGGUGUUCAAGCAUCAAGAAAUGGGUCAAAAUUUUGUGCGGGCCGAAGUAAUGUGACCUAUUGUUUUGAUCGAGGCGAUCCUAGAAAUAAUGAGCAAUUUGGUCUCAUAUUAUACGAAGAGGUGUUUCUAAGGUUUCAUAAUAUAAUAGCAGGUUUGUUACACGAAGAAAAUCCAGAUUGGACAGAUGAAACUUUGUACCAAGAAGCUCGAAGGAUUAUUAUAGCACUUGAUGAGAUUAUAGUUUACCGAGAUUACUUGCAGAUUUUACUUGGUAAAGAGUAUUGUGAGAGCACUGGAUUAUCUCUUUCUAAAGAUAAAAAGACUGUAUACGAUCCAUCAAUUAUGCCUCAAUUGGCUGUUGAAUUUUCAGCAGGUGCUUUUCGAGUUCCACACAACGUUAUACCUUCGAUAUAUUAUUUUUUAGAUGAGAACAAUUGUGUCUUGGAACAAUUUAAACUUAACGAAUACAUGUCAAUUCCUGAUCCACUAAUAAGUAAAUCUAAGCUUGAAGAGUUACUAAGAGGUAUGUCAUACCAGCCAGGUCGUUGUCCAUUAGCAUCGUAUAAUUUACUGAUAACAAGUCGUAUGUUUCAUGGUUGGGUAAGUAGUGUUGCAGAUCUAGACUUAAGUAGUAUAGACAUUCAAAGAGGCCGCGAAAUUGGUUUAUUUCCAUAUAUCGUAGCCAGACAAAUUUGUGGGUUUCCAAAUAUUUCAUCAUUUAGUGAUUUAGUUGGCGUAUUAAAUUAUACUGACAUUGAGCUAUUGCAACAUAAUUAUGACAGUGUCGAAGAUAUUGAUUUGAUAGUAGGAGCUUUGCUUGAACCACUUGUUGAUGAUGGAAUGGUUGGUGAAACAGCAAGGUGCAUAAUCGCUGAUGGAUUUUAUCGUAUUCGAUAUGGCGAUCGUUUCUUUUUUGAUGUACAAGAUCAACCAGGAAGUUUUUCUACGGAACAACUUGAUGUAUUAUGGAGUCUCGAUCUUACUAAAUUAUUUUGUGCAACGACAAAUAUUAAUGAAUUACCAAGUGAUAUUUUCAUGCCAAAUGGGCUUUCAGAAAUGUACAAAUGUAAUGAAUCAUUAAAUUUGGAUUUUGGAGCAUGGAAAGUUAAUAAAACAUGUUAACUUGAUAAAUUAUUAUUACUUUAAAUGGAAAUUAACAAAAUAACCAACUACCUAGUUUAAAUAGUAUUUAAGGUACUAAUAUUGCAAAAUAAAAAUAUAAUUAUCUAAUUAGACUAAUUAGAGUAAUCUAUUAGAUAACAUUUUCAAAAUUGUACAAUACAGUUCAAUUAAAAUUAAAAUAUUUACAAAAAGUAAUUAUUGUAAUAAAAAUAUUUUAUAUAUCAUAAGUAUUAACUCCUACACUAAUUAUACUAGCUGAUUCUAUGCGGUACUGUUUGUGAUAAAUUCAAUAAUGUCAGUGGAUUUACCUUGUCUUAAAUUCCAUUAAAUGUAAACUACUAAUAUGUUUGACACAUUUUGACGAAAUAUAAUGUUGGAAUCUCA
Molecule: messenger RNA, 2696 nt
Organism: Rhopalosiphum maidis (corn leaf aphid)
Lineage: Eukaryota; Metazoa; Arthropoda; Insecta; Hemiptera; Aphididae
Product: chorion peroxidase-like
Exons: 14
Coding region: 441-2312 (623 amino acids)
Biological process (GO): response to oxidative stress
Molecular function (GO): peroxidase activity; heme binding
Source: RefSeq, a predicted model, not a curated record